Labrus mixtus (cuckoo wrasse) is the source of this 4610-nucleotide messenger RNA. It is a transcript of the gene srrm2, whose product is annotated as serine/arginine repetitive matrix 2. The coding region runs from base 239 to 4075 and encodes 1278 amino acids. NCBI's taxonomy places the organism in Eukaryota, Metazoa, Chordata, Actinopteri, Labriformes, Labridae. The transcript is spliced from 13 exons. The record is from RefSeq and is a predicted model, not a curated record.
ACGUCACGGAUUUCAUCUCGUUCCUCCUUCGUUUCGUUUGGACACCAGACAAGUUAGCACAAAGCUAACAAGCAGGCGAAGAGCUAACUAGCCGCAUUUCUUUUCUUUAUUUCUCACAUUUAUAUAAACUAAAGUAUUAUACGGUCUGUUUGGGGCGUCUUAUUUAAUAGGACACGUUUUUGUCGGCAAACCAACUUGCGACGUCGUUUCUCUUGACGCCCGGAGGAGACACAGAGCCAUGUACAAUGGUAUUGGCCUGACCACUCCGCGGGGCAGCGGCACUAAUGGAUAUGUGCAGCGUAACCUGUCGAGCCUCCGGGUCAAGCGGCCGCGGGAUGAACGCGGCGGCGAGCGGGACGAGAAGGACCGGGAAAGGCUGGAGAGUCAGCUCAACAGGCAGCCCAAUGCGGACAUCCUGGAGCACCAACGCAAGAGGCAGCUGGAGGUCAAGUGUGCAGAGCUGCAGGACAUGAUGGAGGAGCAGGGAUAUUCGGCAGAGGAAAUCGAGGAGAAGGUGAACAGCUUCCGAAUGAUGCUGCAGGAAAAAGAGGAGCCGACUCCUGUGGCCAAUGAGAGACCAACGGCGACAGAGACUCAUGCUCUGGCUGCGGCGAACCAGCAGAAGAAUGACCGUCUUCGUGCCGCUUUUGGAAUCUCAAAUGACUACGUGGACGGAUCGUCUUUCCACGCCGACCGGAAGGAGAAAGAGAAGGAGAAGAGAGAGCAGGAGCGCCUGGAGAAGGAGAGGCUGCAGCAACAACAGAAAUAUAUGUUGGUGGAAGAUUCAGACGAUUCAGAUUCUCCUCCCAAGAAGCGCAGUCGAAAGAAGAAGAAGAAAAACAAAAACAGAGACAGCAGCUCAGAGAGUCCCUCCUCGUCUCCUCGGCGAGAGAAGAAGAAAUCCAAAAAGAAGAAAAAGAAACGUGAGGUGUCUGAAGAAGGGGAGGAAGAAGAAGAGAGUUCUUCAGAUGAGAAGCAAAAAGUGUCAAAGAAGAAGAAAAAGAAGAGAGAAAGUUCAAGUCCUCCGAAAGCAAAGGCAGGGAGACCGAUAAGUGUCUCCUCCAGCUCAGCCCACAGCCCGUCUCCAGCUCCUCUGAGAUCACGUCAACAAGAACAAACGGCAAGAAAAGCUGAUGAAGGAAGAAAAGGGAGAUCGCCGGACAGGAGGAGACCGGGUUACGAGGAGCACAGCCCCCAUCAUGGAGGCGAAGGGAAGAGGCCUAAUCUGGAAAAGGAAAAAGAGCGACCAAGGGAGUCGGAGAAGAACUCCACCAAGAGGAGACAUGACUCCUCUUCCCCCUCUCCACCACCACAGACAGAGAAGGGCAGAGAGAAGGGAAAAGGGCGGCGAUCUAGAAGCAAACAGAAGGAGACAGAGAAGGGGAGGCGCUCUAGGAGUAGAGAGAUGGAGAAAAGGCGGCGCUCCAGGAGCAUAGAGAACGAAAGAGAGAGGGGAAGCAGAGAGAUGGAGAAAGGUUCAAGGAGCAGAGAAGACGAGAGACAGAGAGGCAGGCGCUCGAGGAGUGUCGAGAUGGAGAAAGGAAAGCGUUCUGGGAGCAAAGAAAAUGAGAGAGGGAGAGGAGGGCGGUCCAGGAGCAGAGACGUGGAAAAGGGGAGGCGGUCCAGGAGCAGAGAUGUAGAGAAGGUGAGGCGGUCCAGGAGCAGAGAUGUCCAAAAGGGGAGGCGCUCAAGAAGCACAGAAAGGAAGGAUAAAGGAAAGGAGACAGCUCCUCAGAGGACCAGACAUGACUCCUCCUCCUCGUCCUCCUCCUCCUCCUCUUCACCCUCUCCUCCUCCUCCCCCUCCUCCACCUAAACAGGACAUCAGGAAGGAAAGGACUAAGGAAAAAGACAAUAAUAAGCAGGACAGAAAGAUGAGGCACGACUCCUCAUCCCCUUCUCCUCCACCCGAGAAAGAAAGGGCGAGGAAUGAGAGGAGUGGUGAGAGGGAGCGCAGGACUGAUAGAGAUGUGCACCCCAGGGUGCAAAACGAACGGGAAAACAGGAGGGACACUGGAAGGAGACAGGAGAGAGAGGGGUCUCCCUUGCAGCAGAAAAAUGACAGAAGAAGGGACGGACACCCACCUCGAGAUUCUCGGUCGCCCCCUUCGCGCUCUCCUGUCGCCAAUGGGCGUCAAAGAGAAAGGGAGGACGAGAAGAGGAGGGAGGUUGAGAAGAGGAGGGAGGACGAGAAGAGGCGGGAGGUUGAGAAGAGGAGGGAGGACGAGAGGAGAAGGGAGGACGAGAGGGACAGGAAUCUGAACAAGCAGAGGGAAAGAGAGAUCGGUCAAGACGGCAGCAGAAAGAGAGACGAGGCUCCCCGGCCAGCUGCAGAAAGCAGACGAGAUGGAGCCAGAGCUUCAGAGAAAAGCAGAAGUGAAAGAGUGGAGACAAACACGAGUAAAGAGAAGACCAGAAGCCCCUCCAGAAAGGAGAAACAGGAGGUGAAACCGGCUGAGAAAAAAAGGGAGAGCAGCAGUAGUGGUAGCAGUAGCAGCAGUAGCAGCAGCGGUAGUGACAGCGAUAGCUCCUCGUCCUCCUCUUCGUCAUCUUCUUCCUCUUCCUCCUCUUCCUCUGAAGACGAGGGGAAAGCGAAGAAAGCUGGCUCGGCAGGCAGGGAAAAAAGCAGCCCUGCUAAAAACGCCCCUUCCACCAUAGGCGCCGCGGUUCAAAGGUAUUUAGCCAACGGCAGUAAGGAAAGCCCCCCCGCCGCGUCUGACAGCAGCAGACGAGCUCAGAAGGAGAGGGACGAAGGACGAGACAAACGGGAACGAGACUCCCACAAAGCUCCUGCCGUGAGUAACUCCUCCAACAAAGGUCAAGAGCGAUACAGUCCCACGCAGGUCGACAGCCCCAGCCCGCCUCCGUCCCCUACCAAGCGAGCAGACGCCAGCAGAAGCAGCAACAGACACUCCCCCUCUGAGGCUGAAGCGGUGAAAGCGAGGGCGGAGGUGAAAGACAGGGAGAGAGGGCGAGACCGGGAUGCACCCAGAAGGCCGGCGAGGUCAAGCCCCUCCACCAGGAGGUCACGCUCUCCACCCCAGAAAACCACCGCCGCCACCACAUCCCCGCCACGUCGCACUCCGCCGAGGCAGUAUCAGGAACCACCCUCCAGAUCCAGGAGAGCUUCUCCACCCCCGUCCUGGUCAGACCGCGAUAGAGAGAGGCAGCGGGACAGGGACAGGGACAGGGACAGAGAACGGGAGAGGUUCACCAGGAGGAGCAGGUCGAGGUCCAGAAGUCCGAGAACGCACAUCAGGCCCAGGUCCAGAAGCCCGAGAAGGAGAAGCCCGCUCUACAGGUCUCGUCCUUCUCCACCACGCCGGAGGAGGAGCAGUCGCUCUUUGUCCAGAGAGAGAGCAAGAGAAAGGGAACAAGAGAGAAUCAGGCAGAGGGAGGUAGAAAAAGAGAGACAAAGGGAAAAGGAGCGUCUGCCCCCAAAAGAGAUCCCCCCACCUCGCAGGUCCUCCUCAUCCUCCUCUUCUUCCAGCUCCUCCUCUUCCUCCUCGUCGUCUCCCUCUCCGCAGCGCCAGAGGAAAGACACAAAAGCACCAACAGAGGGAGACAGAAGGGACGAGAAAGAGGACAAGCCGAGAGAGGACAGAGAACAGAAAAGCCGUUCCUCUUCUUCACAGCGUCUUUCCAGGGAGUUACCCCGCGCUCCGUCGACAACAUCCGCUGGAAGAAGCUCCCAGUCGGACUCCAGGCGCCCGGAUGUGACCUCCAGGAGGUCUCCAGCCAGCAGCCAACCAGAGGGCAAGCAGUCGUCUCGUGGUCCAAGCAGGAAGGAGGAGUCACCUGUGCCCGCACCUCAACAGUCAGACCAAACAGUCAGGAGUGAGAGCGCCGUGAACGGGAAGCAGGCCGCCGCCGCAAACAAAAAACCCAACGCGAGCAGCAGCUCCGGCUCCAGCUCCUCGUCCUCAUCCUCCUCUUCUUCGUCCUCUUCGUCCUCCUCCUCAGACAGCUCGGACUCUGAAGCGGAGCAAGAAAAAGGUAAAGACGCCAAAGCUCAAAGCUCUUCUUCAUCAUCGUCUUCAUCAGAGGAGGAAAAGGAAACUAAGAAAACAAGGUAAGAAGAGAAUGAGAGCAGACAGUCACCGAGCAGAACGUCCAGCAGCAGACGAAGGAAAUGAGAAGACGGCUUGACGCGCUCUACUUUUCUCCUCUUUGAGUUGUUUCUCUGUUCAUGGCCGGAGGGGUUUUGAACCGGACGUCACCACGGACAUAACGGGCGGCGAGCGGUCAGUCGAGAUGAAACAACUGUGAAUGAUAGUUUCCUGGUUCUCAGCCAAUUAUCAACAACGCGUUUGUUUUAAGCAGUGAUGACCCUGAAGGCUGGCCUGUACAUUUCUUUUUAUAAGGUGAAUAAGAAAUGUGCACAAUCUCACACACACACACACAUACACACACACACACACACCACACACACACACACAGUAAAGUAAAAUGUAUCUAAGAAUUCUUCUCUUUGCUUGUACUCUUCGUUGCAGUCUACCUGUAGAUAUGAGCUGUCUGUAUUUUGGUUAUUACCAUGUAACAGGAAACUGAAAUGUGGUUAAUUUCUUUGUUGAAAUGGUAAAUAAUAAUAAAACACGUUGUACAUUUUAA